UAGUAGUAGUAGUAAUUUUAAGUAGUAUCACCUCACCACUCACUACUCUUCACCAGCUGCAGCUUAGAGAGAGAGAGAGAGAGAGAGAGAGAGAAAACCCACUCAAAACCAUAAUCAUCAUGAAACACCCUCUGCACCCAGCACUCCCCAAAAGCAAUUUUCUCAAUCAAAACCCCCAUUCCCUUAAAUUUACCUCUCUUAACUCCAUCACCCUCUCAACCACUACCAUCUCUUCCACAAUCCCCAAACCAUGAACAACCCCCCCUCCUCCUCUUUCUUACUCUCCGCAUCUUGUUGUUUCUUCUUACUCAGAAUCACCCUUGUCUUCUCUGCCCCGCUCCCUCUUCAGCUCAUCUCCCUUCUCGCCUUAAAGUCCUCCCUCAAAGACCCCCUCUCCACCCUCCAUGGCUGGGAUCCCACCCCCUCCCUCUCCACCCCUGCCUUCCACCGCCCCCUCUGGUGCUCAUGGUCCGGCGUCAAGUGCGACCCUAAAACUUCUCACGUCACUUCUCUCGACCUCUCUCGCCGCAACCUCUCCGGCACUAUACCCCCCGAAAUUCGCUACUUGUCCACCUUGAACCACCUCAAUUUGAGCGGAAAUGCCUUCGAUGGUCCCUUCCCACCCUCUGUUUUUGAACUCCCCAACCUUCGGGCUCUUGACAUCAGCCACAACAACUUCAAUUCCUCUUUCCCACCGGGCCUUUCCAAGAUCAAGUUCUUGCGCCUCCUCGAUGCUUAUAGCAACAGCUUCACCGGCCCCCUCCCUCAGGACAUCAUCCAGCUCCGCUACCUCGAGUUCCUCAACCUGGGUGGAAGCUACUUUGAAGGCAGUAUUCCUGCCAUUUACGGCAAUUUUCCCAGGCUCAAGUUUCUACACUUAGCUGGGAAUGCCCUGGAUGGCCCCAUACCUCCCGAGUUAGGACUGAAUGCCCAGUUGCAGCGCUUGGAGAUCGGUUACAACGCGUUUUAUGGUGGAGUUCCAAUGCAGUUUGCAUUGUUGUCCAAUCUCAAGUACCUGGACAUCUCAACUGCAAAUCUUUCAGGUCCUUUGCCGGCACAUCUCGGGAACUUGACCAUGCUUCAGACCUUACUCCUCUUCAGCAACCACUUUUGGGGAGAAAUUCCGGUGAGUUAUGCUAGGCUGACUGCUCUUAAAAGUUUGGAUUUAUCCAAUAAUCAGCUUACAGGGAGUAUUCCGGAGCAAUUCACCUCUCUCAAGGAGCUCACCAUCUUGAGCCUCAUGAACAACGAGCUCGCCGGAGAAAUACCGCAAGGCAUUGGCGACCUCCCAAACUUGGACACCCUAUCUCUCUGGAACAACUCUUUGACCGGAACUCUCCCUCAAAAUCUAGGAUCAAACGCCAAGUUGAUGAAGCUGGACGUGUCCUCAAACUUCCUCACUGGCUCCAUUCCUCUAAACCUUUGCCUUGGAAACCAUUUGAUAAAACUCAUCCUCUUCGGCAACAGGCUUGUGUCGGAGCUCCCCAACUCCUUAGCAAAUUGUACUUCAUUGAUGAGGUUCCGAGUUCAAGGUAACCAGCUCAACGGCUCCAUUCCUUACGGCUUCGGCCAAAUGCCCAAUCUAACUUACAUGGAUCUUAGCAAAAACAAGUUCAGCGGCGAAAUACCAGAAGAUUUCGGCAAUGCCGCCAAGCUAGAGUACUUGAACAUAUCCGAAAAUGCUUUCGACAGCCAGUUGCCCGACAACAUAUGGAGGGCGCCCAGUUUACAGAUUUUUUCUGCUAGUUCCAGUAAUAUCAGAGGGAAAAUCCCAGAUUUCAUCGGGUGUCGAAGCUUGUACAAGAUUGAAUUGCAAGGAAAUGAGUUGAAUGGCAGCAUUCCUUGGGAUAUUGGCCACUGCAUGAAGCUUUUGAGCUUGAAUCUUCGUGACAACUCGCUUACUGGUAUAAUUCCAUGGGAGAUCUCCACGCUGCCCUCCAUCACCGACGUUGAUCUCUCUCAUAAUUUUCUCACCGGCACCAUUCCUUCCAAUUUCGAUAAUUGCAGUACUCUAGAGAGCUUCAACGUCUCAUUCAAUCUUCUCAGCGGUCCCAUACCGUCCUCCGGAACCAUCUUCCCGAAUCUCCACCCGUCGUCGUUCACCGGAAACGUGGACCUCUGCGGGGGAGUUGUGAGUAAGCCCUGCGCCGCGGGAACGGAGGCAGCGACGGCGGAAGACGUGCGUCAGCAGCCGAAGAAGACGGCGGGAGCGAUAGUGUGGAUCAUGGCGGCGGCAUUCGGGAUCGGGUUAUUCGUGCUGAUAGCAGGGAGCCGGUGCUUCCGGGCGAACUAUAGCCGAGGAAUAUCCGGGGAGAGGGAGAUGGGACCGUGGAAAUUGACGGCGUUCCAGAGGUUGAAUUUCUCGGCGGAUGAUGUGGUGGAGUGUAUAUCAAUGACGGAUAAGAUAAUAGGGAUGGGGUCGACCGGAACAGUGUACAAGGCGGAGAUGCGAGGUGGGGAGAUGAUAGCGGUGAAGAAGCUGUGGGGAAAGCAGAAAGAGACGGUGAGGAAGAGGAGAGGAGUGGUGGCGGAGGUGGAUGUGCUGGGAAAUGUGAGGCACAGGAACAUAGUGAGACUGUUAGGGUGGUGCAGCAACAGCGAGAGCACAAUGCUGCUCUACGAGUACAUGCCCAAUGGGAGUUUGGACGACUUGCUGCAUGGCAAGAACAAGGGUGACAACUUGGUGGCCGACUGGUACACCAGGUACAAAAUCGCUCUCGGCGUGGCUCAGGGCAUCUGCUAUCUUCACCAUGACUGUGAUCCCGUCAUUGUUCAUCGUGAUCUCAAGCCCAGCAACAUUCUUCUCGACGCCGAUAUGGAGGCCAGAGUCGCCGAUUUUGGCGUCGCCAAGCUUAUUCAAUGCGAUGAAUCCAUGUCUGUAAUUGCCGGUUCAUAUGGCUACAUAGCACCAGAAUACGCUUAUACGCUCCAAGUGGAUGAAAAGAGCGAUAUCUAUAGCUACGGAGUGGUGCUGCUGGAGAUACUGAGCGGAAAGCGGUCGGUGGAGGGGGAGUUUGGGGAGGGAAACAGCAUCGUGGAUUGGGUGAGGUUGAAGAUAAAGAACAAGAACGGGGUGGACGAAGUGCUAGACAAGAAUGCGGGUGCAUCAUGUCCCUCCGUCAGGGAAGAGAUGAUGCUGUUGCUCAGAGUUGCCUUGCUUUGCACCAGCCGCAAUCCCGCCGACCGACCUUCCAUGAGGGAUGUUGUCUCCAUGCUGCAGGAAGCCAAGCCUAAGAGGAAGUUGCCUGCAAGUGUCGGCAGCGGCGGUGCUGCUGCUGCUGCUGCUGCUACUCCCUUGCCACAAAAGCAAACUGUGGACUGUUAAUAUAGCUUAACUUCUUCACAUAUUUUUUUUUUCUUUUUUUCAAAUGGUGGGGAUUGGUAUAGGAGAAGUGAUUUUUCUUUAUGAUUUUCAAUGAAAUUUUCGGGUGUUCUUAUUCCAUUUUCUAUAUAGUGUGUGAUGUUAUAUAUCCAUCUAUUGACUCUCCUUAUAAAUUGAUGAGUUUGAAGGGAUCA
Molecule: messenger RNA, 3516 nt
Organism: Vitis riparia (riverbank grape)
Lineage: Eukaryota; Viridiplantae; Streptophyta; Magnoliopsida; Vitales; Vitaceae
Product: leucine-rich repeat receptor-like protein kinase TDR
Exons: 2
Coding region: 251-3325 (1024 amino acids)
Biological process (GO): protein phosphorylation
Molecular function (GO): receptor serine/threonine kinase binding; protein kinase activity; ATP binding
Source: RefSeq, a predicted model, not a curated record